UUCAAAGAUACCCAAAGCAUCUUCACUUUAACUCAACUCCCACACACCGUCUUUAAGAUACCCAAACACUUCAGAACAAUAACUUAAAACUACAUUCAUCAUGUCUGGUCUCAUCAACAAGGUCAAGGACGCUAUCCACUCCGACAAGGACAAGUCCCACGAGCAGCCUGAAGGCACGCAUGGCGGACAUUCGUCUCGUAUUGCCAAUGCCGCUGAUCCUCGAUAUGAUUCGGAUAGAGACCAUCGUGCGAACCCUGGCACCACAACCACUGGUGGCCUGGGAUCUUCCACCCACAACACUGGCACAACUGGUGGCUUGACCGGAGGCUCUACCUACUCCGAGAACAUGCCUGGUCACACUACUACCGGGCGCACGGAGAACCUGCCUGGCCAUACCACUGCUGGCGGCCUUGGCUCUCAUUCCUCCGGACUUCCUGAGGGAACCGCGGGGCCCCACGGAAGCCGCCUUGCCAAUGCGGCAGACCCAAAGGUGGACAGUGAUCUUGACGGUUCACGACGUGUUGGUGGCUCCAACACUUAUGGACAGACUGCUACUGGAACUUCGGGUCUUUCAAGCCACGGUGCUGGUGCUCAUGGUGGCAUUGGAGGUACAUCUGCUGGUUACAGCACUGGGCCUGGAAAUACCGCUGGGCCCCAUUCCAGUGAUCUGGCCAACAAACUUGAUCCAAAGGUGGAUAGCGAUCUUGACGGAUCCCGACGACUCGGUGGCUCUAACACUCACGGCCACCAGGGCGGUCUCGGCGGCAGCACUGGCACUUAUGGCCAGACUACUACUGGAACUUCAGGCCUCUCAAGCCACGGUGCCGGUGCUCACGGCCCCACUGGCACCCACACCUCCGGUUUGGGCGGAACUGGCUCCACCGGUACAUACGGUUCUACCGGUGCCGGUACUGGACCUGGACCUGCUCCCAAAACCGCGGGACCCCAUUCUAGCGACAUGGCCAACAAAUUGGACCCUCGUGUAGACAGUGAUCUUGACGGUAGCAAAACAGUCGGUCAAGAAAAGACUUUCCAGUCAAACAGCAACUACGCUCAAAGGGACCCCACCGAUGCUGCCCAGGUCCCUCCUUCUGUUUUACAGAAACACGUUCCUUCUGAGAUCGCCCACGAUGAUCCUCACAGUGACCACAGUCGACGACACAGCAGCACUCACAAGGAGACUCACCGGGGUCUGUAAAGGGAAAUUGAGGGCUUGAUGAUUUAUGGAUAUGUAAACCAAUAUUUCUUUAGUUGAACGUUAAUGGAUUAUUCUAAAAACA
Fusarium oxysporum Fo47 is the source of this 1280-nucleotide messenger RNA. RefSeq lists its product as uncharacterized. The record is from RefSeq and is a predicted model, not a curated record. Lineage: Eukaryota; Fungi; Ascomycota; Sordariomycetes; Hypocreales; Nectriaceae. Bases 101 to 1198 code for a protein of 365 amino acids. The transcript has 2 exons.